AUGUCUGACAGCGCAUCAACUUCAGGGACCGGAUUUACAUGCUCCCGCUGCAGCAAGACGUACAAGCGACGAGAACACCUCCAGCGCCACGCUGCAUCCCACAGUACCCUCCGACCUCACAGAUGUAGUUUCUGUGGCCAAUCAUACCAACGGGCGGAUGUUCUCAGGCGACAUGUUCUAGCUUGUCAGACCAAAGUUAGGGCCGGAGAGGCAUUGGCUACAGUGUCCAGAAGCCGACGAGCAUGCGAUCUCUGCGUUCAGCAGAAGAAGGCCUGUAGCACUGGGCAGCCAUGUGAACAUUGCCGCCGGAAGUCGGUCCAAUGCAUUUACUCUUUUAGCGACGGUGUAGUAACAGAGAAUAACUUGCUCGAAGGCCAGGAUGACAAGCGAUACGGUGACGAAACUAACUCACCGACCGUGGUAUUUGGAGAUGAUACGCUAUUCGAUUAUCUUGGCAACUAUACUUCAGUAUCUGAUAUGCUUCAAGAAUCAGAUAACAACCAAGACUGGUUGGACUUCAUCAACCUCGCCGCCGGUCAUUUUCAGAUAACACCCACCAGUCCCCGGACGCACCUAGACAAUUACACCUUUCAUUUUCUCGACAAUUUCACGAGGAAAUCCGGGCUGGUGGACUCAUUUGAUUGCGGAACAUUUGAACAGCGAGUGCAGGUCGAAGCAUCUCACCGGUCAGUAGAAGGCCAUGAUACACGGACUACUGAGCUGGACGAACUUGUACACCUCAAUAGCUCAUCAAGGGAUCUUCCGCGAAUACCGGCAUUGGAUCUUCAUGACCCCCUCAUCAUCCAAACCCACCAGAUACUUCUAGACAUCAAAGAAGUCGUUACCGUCAAACCUAGAAACAGUGUAGUUGAGCUGGAAUGGUCGACUAUUCUAGAACAGACGUGUAUCCAAUUCUUUACUCCGCUCAAUUUACGGAAAUAUCUUGCACUAUUCUGGCAUAUAUGGCACCCUAACGUCAACUUUGUGCACCGGCCUACGUUUGACCCAGUGACCUCGAAGUCAAUUCUUGUGGCUUGCAUGGCUUUGGUAGGCGCAAGUGUAUCGCCCAGCAAGACUGAUAACGAACAGGCCAAGAUCUGGUUCAACUGUGUUGAGGAAAUGGUCUUUACUGAUGACGACUUUUGCAAUGAUCCUCUAAACAACCAGGAAACUCUGUUGCUAAACCCGAUCCAAAACCUUUCGAAGAUCCAAGCCCUCCAGGCAGCAUACAUGGUUUGUCUGUAUCAGGGCUGGGAGGGAACAGAGGCCAGCAAACGACGAAUCCGUCGAUACAGGUUCAGUACGAUGGCAAGAGACUUUGGUAUUAUGUCUGCCAGGCACCCGGACUACUCUUCGGGCCUACAUGACACAUUUGCUUGGAGAGACUUUGCUGCACGAGAACAACUUAUACGGAUCUUUCUUUGGAUAUAUCUUCUAGACCAUGCAUUCGUGAUCUUCAACAAUCUACCCCCCAGGAUGGUCAUCAAAGAAAUGAGCAUGCACAUGGCAUUUCCUGAAGCAGCCUUCCAAGCCAGCACACCAACAGAAUGCGCCCGAGAAUUACAAAAGUGGCACUUGCAAUCCACAUUGAUGAAAAACAUAACCUUUCGUGAGGUUGUUGAGAGAUUCUGUGGAAAGCCUUUCUCGAAUGACAUGCGACAGCUCUUUGCCGAUCUUGGACCCCUCAACCUCUUCGCAGUUGUAUCUGCCUUCCAUGCACUGAUAUUUCAACAUCAAAAUUCCUUUGGCGGCCAUGAUCAACUGCAGGCAGUUCGCAACGCUCUCGACAACUGGAAAUCAGCUUGGGAAACGUACUCUGAUGAAUUCUCGCUCUCACCGCCUCAUGUCAUGGUUGACAGGGAUAAUGUGGCAACGGAGAAUCUCUGGAGGAGAGUAGGCUUUAUGCGCCAUUCUCCAGAAUAUUGGCUCCUGGGGAAACUGCUGCUUGAUCGGCUCUCAACGUCAGGCGAUUCAUUGGGAAGCCCUGAGUCUGCGGAGCCUGAUGCGGGUGGUUCAGGACACGAACCAAUUCUUACGAGGUAUGAUCAGACGACACUCGUCGCACCAGCCUUGGAUGGCAGUUUUGAACUGAAAGAAGUCUUCUUGGAUUCUCUGCAGCCAGAUGAAGCACUUGUAGAGAUACACGCCUCUGGCGUCUGCCAUACUGAUCUUUCCUGUGCAAGUGGGAAAUUGCCAUGCGCACCAAACGCCGUUCUUGGUCACGAAGGCGGAGGCGUUGUUCUCGAGAUAGGCGCAAAUGUCACCUCCGUCUCACCAGGCGACAAAGUUCUUUUGUCAUUCUCAUCCUGUGGCUCUUGUCCUGGAUGCAAAUCAGACCAUCCAGCGUAUUGCUACAGCUUCAACGAUUACAACUUUGGCGGUAAACGCCCAGAUGGAUCAGCUGCCAUGUCCAUUAUGAAAGAUGGGAAAAAGCAAUCAUGUUACAGCACCUUCUUCGGCCAAAGCUCCUUUGCGGCGCGAACUAUUGUUCACCGAUCGAGCAUUGUCAGAGUACCUCAGCAAACACCACUUGACCUCUUUGCGCCGCUGGGAUGCGGCAUACAGACAGGCGUCGGUGCUGUAUUCAACACCUUGGAUGUCAAGCCUGGGCGCUCCAUUGCGAUCUUCGGCGUGGGGUCUGUUGGCUUGGCGGCUGUGAUGGCUGCAAAGGCGCGAAAGGCCAGCAGUAUUAUCGCCAUCGACCUGCAGCCAGGGCGAUUGGAACUCGCCAAAGAGCUAGGUGCCACGGAUGGGGUGCUCGGCCCCGAUCAAGAAUACAUCAUCAAGGCGAUAAAGAACAUCUGUCCGCCUCUUGGUGUCGACUUUGCAGUAGAUUGUACUGGCGUCCCUUCCAUCAUCGAAACUAUGGUCGCUUCGUUGGGCAUGAGGGGCAGAGCCGCUACGGUCGGCGCACCUGGAGGCAACGCGCAUGCUAAGAUAGAUAUCAUGAGUCAACUUACCUACGGAAAAGAGUACGUGGGUUGCUCUGAGGGUGACAGCAAUCCUGGGGUUCUUAUUCCUGAGCUCAUCGAAAUGCAUUCCAAUGGCCUUCUGCCGCUAGAGAAGCUGAUUGCGUACUAUGAUAUCAAGGACUACCAGAAGGCUAUGGCCGAUAUGAAGAGCGGCAAAGUCAUUAAACCAGUCUUGAAAUGGACUGGCUAG
Fusarium subglutinans is the source of this 3162-nucleotide messenger RNA. RefSeq names its product C2H2 transcription factor. Gene Ontology annotation, molecular function: oxidoreductase activity; zinc ion binding; DNA binding. Gene Ontology annotation, biological process: regulation of DNA-templated transcription; DNA-templated transcription. The transcript is spliced from 8 exons. NCBI's taxonomy places the organism in Eukaryota, Fungi, Ascomycota, Sordariomycetes, Hypocreales, Nectriaceae. The record is from RefSeq and is a predicted model, not a curated record. The coding region runs from base 1 to 3162 and encodes 1053 amino acids.